This is a messenger RNA of Rhipicephalus sanguineus (brown dog tick), 651 nucleotides long. RefSeq lists its product as uncharacterized. NCBI's taxonomy places the organism in Eukaryota, Metazoa, Arthropoda, Arachnida, Ixodida, Ixodidae. The transcript is spliced from 4 exons. The record is from RefSeq and is a predicted model, not a curated record. The coding region runs from base 1 to 651 and encodes 216 amino acids.
AUGGGUGCGUUAGAAGACGACGACGAAAAGGCUGCGGCGCGUGGAAAGACGUGGCGAAGUGACGAGGAGCGCGAGAUGGCUUCAAAGAGUGUAGCCAAAGCAGCGGAAACGGCUGAUGUAAACGAAAGCUGCGCGGGGAUCGGUAGCGUAAAUGAGACGUUUGGUCAUCAAGCCGAUGCUGAGGUCCCGUUCGCAACCUUCGACAAGCGGUCGUCUGCUGGAGAUUGCUCCGUGCCCGUCGUGACAACACUGGGCUUGGACAGCCUUCUGGACGACUGCCCAGACUGGAAAACGGCUAUUCUAGAUGCUACUGUCGACCUCGACAACAGCAUGCCGGGGAGAGCCUCUUUAACAGCGCAUCUGUUUGCGGAGCCGCUGGCCAGUGCGAUGGCUGCAGGGGAUGUGGCUCGAGACAGUGCAAGAUCAGAAGAAAAGUUCGGCAACUCUAAUCCAAGCAGCCAGCUUCUGCAGCCAGAUUCGGGUGAAGCGCCACUCGAAGAUGCGUUCUCGGUGCUGCUGUGCCAGUGCUUGAGCGCCAAAGUCUCGACUGAAGAUGACUGUGUCCUGGGUGGAUACUUCGCGGUGGUGGAUGAAUGUCUCGGACGUGGUGCAACCGACGACGAUUGCAUGGUUGUCAUGGAUCAAGCGUGA